CCCGUUUUGGAUGCUCGUAAAAAAAAAAAAUGACGGACCAAGCUCUGAUUGGUGAACAAAUCGGGCUACUGGCCAAUCACGUCUCUCUCUCUCUCUGGGAGGGAAAACCCAGCAUCAAAAUAAACUGCCACUUGUUUGCAGCUUUUCGUUUCGCAAUUAGCGCGAUUUAUCUGCUCUUAUUACAGUUGUUAGUAGCAUUUCUCCUUCACUUUCACAUCCGUGAUAUUGGAUUUCCCCCUCUUUCAUCUUACAGAGCGUGGAACCUAAAUAUUGUUUUUUUGUUUGCAUUGGUUACACGUUUCCUUUAUCUUUUCAUACAUCCAUACUUUCUUAAGCAACGCUGGCUGUUCAGAAGACUAAAAUUAUAUAAUAUGAUAAUACCUCAUUAAAUAGAUUCGACAUCAACAUGAUCCAGUGGCGAGUCAUUUUACUGUGUGUGACAUUAUGGUGGAGUCUACAAACAGCAUCCUCCCAAACUCAUGAAGUGGUGUGUCCUGGUACGCAGAAUGGACUGAGCUCCACAGGUUCUCAAGAGAAUCAGUACAACCUGAUUAAGGACCGGUACGAUGGCUGCGAGAUCAUCAUGGGAAACCUGGAGAUAACUCAGAUUGAGAGUAACUGGGACUUCUCCUUCCUCAAGACAAUCCGCGAAGUGACUGGUUAUGUCCUCAUCGCUAUGAACCACUUUCAGGAGAUUCCUCUAGGGCAACUACGGGUGAUCAGAGGAAAUAGUCUUUAUGAAAGACGCUUUGCUCUCUCUGUUUAUCUCAAUUACCCCAAGGACGGCUCCAACGGCCUGCGGCAGCUGGGGCUGGUAAAUCUGACAGAAAUUCUGGAGGGAGGAGUGCAGAUUAUUAACAACAAGUACCUGAGUUAUGGCCCCUGGAUCUUCUGGCAAGAUAUCAUCAGGGACAACAGUGCUCCCAUUGACAUCCAGUACAAUAGAGAGAGAGGUCCAUGCCACAAAUCUUGUGGAGAUUACUGCUGGGGGCCAAAUAAGGACCAAUGUCAGAUCUUGACUAAGACGGUGUGCGCUCCACAGUGUAAUGGCCGUUGUUUUGGAACGAGUCCCAGGGACUGCUGUCACAUUGAGUGUGCAGCAGGAUGUAAAGGCCCUCUGGAUGUGGACUGUUUUGCAUGUCGUCAUUUUAACGACUCUGGAGCCUGUGUGCCCCAGUGUCCCCAGACGCUUAUCUAUAACAAGCAGACGUUUCAAAUGGAGACCAACCGUAAUGCCAAAUAUCAGUACGGAUCCAUCUGUGUCUCCCAGUGCCCCACCCAUUUCGUGGUGGACGGCAGCUCCUGUGUGAGUGUUUGUCCUCCAGACAAGAUGGAGGUGGAAAGGGAAGGCCAGCGGCAGUGUGAACUCUGCAGUGGACUUUGCCCAAAAGUGUGUGAAGGCACUGGGGCUGAACACAGACAGACCGUGGACUCCAGUAACAUCGACAGCUUUAUCAACUGCACCAAGAUCCAGGGAAGUCUUCACUUCCUGGUCACAGGGAUUCUUGGAGAUGACUUUAAAAACAUCCAGCCCCUGGACGCCAAAAAGUUAGAAGUGUUCCGCACCGUCAGAGAAAUAACAGAUAUCCUAAACAUCCAGUCGUGGCCCAAAGAACUGGAUGAUCUGUCUGUUUUUUCGAGUCUCACUACCAUUCAAGGGAGGUCGCUCGACAAGCGUUUUUCUCUGAUGGUGAUGCGCGUCCCCACUCUUACCUCACUGGGUCUGCGCUCUCUCCGGGAGAUCAGUGAUGGCAGUGUGUACAUCAGUCAGAAUGCCAACCUCUGCUACCACCACACUGUAAACUGGACACAGCUGUUCAGAGGCAGCAGACUUCGAGGCAACAACCUUAACAACAACAGGCCACUGGCCGAGUGUGUUGCAGAAGGCCAUGUGUGUGACCCGCUGUGUUCAGACUCAGGUUGUUGGGGCCCAGGGCCCAACCAGUGUCUGUCCUGUAGGAACUACAGCCGAGAUGGCACAUGCGUGGGCAGCUGUAAUUUUUACACUGGAUCUCCUAGGGAAUUUGCGGGACCUGGUGGCGAGUGCGUCGCCUGUCAUCCAGAGUGUAAGCCUCAGAGGGGAAAAGCCAGCUGUACUGGACUGGGUGCAGACAAAUGUGUGGCAUGCGCCAACCUUCGGGAUGGUCCUUACUGCAUGUCCUCUUGCCCCAGCGGAGUGAAUGAUGGACAGAGGGGACUGAUCUUUAAAUACCCCAACAGGGAGGGUCACUGCGAUCCAUGUCAUCACAACUGCACACAGGGAUGCUGGGGCCCAGGAUUAAAUGAUUGUUUAGAGACAUCCAGACUGGCAGUUAGUAGUGGUCAGAUCACAGUCAUAGCUUUAGGUGUCCCAGCUGGCUUAAUUUUCUGCCUGGUGUUGUUUUUCCUGGGCGUGCUAUACCACCGAGGCCUGGCCAUCCGCCGCAAGAGAGCCAUGAGGAGGUACCUGGAGAGCGGGGAGAGCUUUGAGCCACUGGGCCCCGGAGAAAAAGGUACGAAGGUUCAUGCCCGCAUCCUGAGGCCCUCAGAGCUGAAAAAAAUCAAAGCCCUUGGCUCAGGAGUUUUUGGCACAGUGAACAAGGGUUUUUGGACUCCGGAGGGAGAGACAGUGAAGAUCCCUGUGGCCAUUAAGACCAUCCAGGAUAGCUCAGGCCGACAGACCUUCACCGAGAUCACUGACCACAUGCUGUGCAUGGGCAGCCUGGACCAUCCCUACAUCGUUAGGCUGUUGGGCAUCUGUCCAGGCCCCACUCUGCAACUGGUGACACAACUUAGUUCACAGGGCUCCUUACUGGAGCACAUCAAACAACACAAGAACAGCCUGGACCCUCAGCGCCUGCUCAACUGGUGCGUGCAGAUUGCUAAGGGUAUGUACUACCUGGAGGAGCACCGCAUGGUCCACAGGAACCUAGCUGCCCGCAACAUCCUGCUGAAGAAUGGCUACCAGGUCCAGAUCUCUGACUACGGUGUAGCAGACCUCCUUUAUCCCGACGACAAGAAAUAUGUUUACACUGACACCAAGACACCCAUAAAAUGGAUGGCACUUGAAAGCAUCUUGUUUCGCAGAUACACUCAUCAAAGUGAUGUUUGGAGUUAUGGGGUGACAGUGUGGGAGAUGAUGUCAUUUGGUGCGGAGCCGUAUGCAUCGGUGCAGCCUCAGGAGGUGCCAAGUCUGCUGGAGAAGGGCGAACGACUGUCUCAGCCCCACAUCUGUACCAUAGACGUCUACAUGGUCAUGGUUAAAUGCUGGAUGAUUGAUGAAAAUAUAAGGCCUACCUUCAAAGAGCUGGCCAGUGACUUCACUCGCAUGGCAAGAGACCCACCUAGAUAUCUUGUCAUCAAGCUGGAAGGAGCAGAGACGUCCUCAGGAGAGAUCCAUCGAAGAGAAUCAGAGCGAGGGCUUCUGGAGGCAGAUUUGGACGACCAAGACGAGGAGGGCCUGGAGGAUGGUUUGGCUACUCCUCCUCUCCAACACUCUCCAUCUUGGAGUCUGUCUCGUUCACGGAUUAAUUCUUACAGGAGUGGCACCUCUCAGGCUGGACCUGUGGGAUAUCUGCCAAUGACCCCCAGCCCUGUGGACAGUAUCCGCCAGCUGUGGCUUCAGAGGUCUCGACUAAGCUCGGUGCGGACACUGCCUGAGAGGUCAGAGGUCAGGGGGAGUGGCAGAGAGGCAGAGCUGCAUGAGGAAGGUUCACGGAGCGGGAGUCUUCACAGGGCCAGGUUCGGCUCCGAGAGGGGUAAUCCUCGCAUAUCAGUCAGCCGGCCGAGGAAACUCUCAACAGCAUCAAGUCCUUCCUCGUAUAAGGUGUGGCCGGCAGAGGAAGAGGAGGAGGUGGACCACUACGGCUAUGUCCUGGCUGGGUCACCUGUUGUUACUCCAGAGAGAGUCUGUAGAGUCUCUCAUCCGGGACGAAGAAACUCAAGACUCAAGAAUAAUCUGUCUCUCGUGGUAAUAAAUCCCUCCCAAGAGUAUGAAAUCAUGAGCAAAGAGUCUGGUGCUCCUCUGUGCUCGACCAGCGUUGUCUUAUCACAGACAGACCCACCUUCGGUGGCACUUCAUCGUAGAACCUCACCUUUACCUUCUCCAACCCUCAUGGCUCCAUUACCUGCAGAGGACACAGCACAUGUAGAAACUCUGACACCAGUCUCAUCUGUGAGGAGUACGCAAGUAGAUGAGGAUUAUGAAGGAAAUGUUGCAGAGCAAACAGACUCCACAGACAAGCGUCAGCUCAAAGAGUCCUCCUCUGCUAGUGGGAUCAGAGCUGACCAAGGAGAGGCAGCCCAAGAGAUAGGCAGGUAUGAAUACAUGGAUAUUAGGCGAUCCGACUCACCAGAGGGAGAGGAUACAGCAGGGGAGAGACGUGGGAGUCAAACAUCUGCAAAGAGUGCAGAAGAGACAGAGGAAGCAGACCAAAUGGUGGAGGUGUUGAAAAAAGAGCACGGGGAGGAAGAGGUGAAGUACCACAACACAAAUAAACAACCCACGCUUCAGGGGAAUCUGAGUGGUAUGCUCAUGCCCAGGCCAGAUGUGCUCCCAGCUAGGGGAGAAAAGGUGGAGGAGGAGUAUGAGGAGAUGACCAGACUUGGAGUGGUGCCCAGUGGGUGGGAGCAGGUAGACUACCAGAACCUCCCAGUGAAGGGGAGGGCUGUUUCUGAGGAGACGGGCAGAGGCAGGUGUGCAGGGAUUGGGGGAUACAUCAAGGUGUGUGCUGGCAUCAGGGAGCCUGGCAGCAACACAUCAUUUGACAACCCAGACUACUGGCACAGCAGACUGUUCCUCAAACCAGAUGCUGUACGCACCUAACAAUGUGGACUGGGACAUAACAGUUACUUUUCAUCCUGUCAUAAAUUUGGGAAGUUGUUCAUCUUUUACAGCUUUUUUUCUUUAAAUUCAAGCACGCAACAAACUUUGAAAGAUAAAAAUAAUAAAAAGAAAUACAUCUCAUUACACUGUUUUAUGUAGAAAAUAAAUGUUUAUGAAACCAAUUGUGAGUUGGUAGUUGGUACAGAACCAUAAAUUAAAGUUUAUACUGUAGCAGUACAAUGAAGUGACCAUGUUGGAGGCCUAUUUCUGUAGAGCAGUCUUUUUGUACAAUUUAUUAUAACAUGAAUUAUUAAAUACGAUUAUUUUGCAAAUA
Messenger RNA from Micropterus dolomieu (smallmouth bass), 5138 nucleotides. It is a transcript of the gene erbb3b, whose product is annotated as erb-b2 receptor tyrosine kinase 3b. The transcript has 28 exons. Gene Ontology annotation, molecular function: protein tyrosine kinase activity; neuregulin binding; neuregulin receptor activity. Lineage: Eukaryota; Metazoa; Chordata; Actinopteri; Centrarchiformes; Centrarchidae. The coding region runs from base 407 to 4804 and encodes 1465 amino acids. Gene Ontology annotation, cellular component: signaling receptor complex; basal plasma membrane. Gene Ontology annotation, biological process: cell surface receptor protein tyrosine kinase signaling pathway; nervous system development; multicellular organism development. The record is from RefSeq and is a predicted model, not a curated record.